Molecule: messenger RNA, 2355 nt
Organism: Prorocentrum cordatum
Lineage: Eukaryota; Dinophyceae; Prorocentrales; Prorocentraceae
Source: the annotation of a GenBank genome assembly
AUGCGAGCCGCCGUGGCCCGCGACAAGUUCUACUCUCAGCGGGUCACGAGGGGCGUCGCGGGGCGCCUGCGCGGGCGGGCGGGGCAGCUUGCGCGCGAGCGCAAGCCGUUCACCUUCAGGAAACCCGACUCCGCGGACGACGCCGUCUGCCACGCCGCCCCGUGCAAGAGAAAAGAGGCCUUCAUUUCGCCCGUGGAAACGCUCGCGCGCAUGGUGGGCGGUGGCGCGCUCUGGCUCAACCCCUUCGUCGACAGUCGCGCCCUGGCAUGCGCGUCAUCGCACGGGGCCCGCCGCUCUACUCGAGGCCUCGACGUUGCUGCGAAAUGCAGCCAGGGCGAGAUCCACGAGCAUGGGGGCGCUGGCAAUUGUCACGGGGCGCCGUGCGCGGCGAUCGCCGAGACUUGCCAGCGCGCCUUCGUCGCGGCCCUCGCGCAGAAGCUCCCUGACCCAAGGUCCGCGCAGAAGGGGUGGGCCGGCGGGGGCUGCAGUGGGGUCGCGCUGAUGGGGGGGGGCGCCUCGAAGCCCGACCAGGGGGCGGGCGACUUCCGCCGCGACUGGGCGACCGAGCAGACGGCAGAGGCAGGGCCAACGGUGGGCUGGAGCGACAACGAGCCCGAGGGCACCCGCGCGAAGAUGAAGGAGGAGACCGCGGGCUGGGCCAAGACCGCCGCCCCGGUGGUUUCCGCGGGCAUCAACGCUACUUACGCACCGAAAUUUGUUGUGCCUAGCAAGAUCGUUGGCAUCCCGAAGAGCAUUCCCAUGGACUUCAUGAAGGCGAACACGAGCCUGCUGGACAGCGCCACCAGCAACACCACCGACGCCCUGGUCCAGACCCUGGUCGGGACCCAGCCGCUGUUCGGGCCACGCCCGCAGCGGCUGGUGCUGGACGUCGACUCUGGGGCGCAGGCGGCGGCGCCGGAGGCGGUUGCGGCGGCUGACCCUAGUCUGGAGCGCAUCGCUGGGAAUGAGACGGUGAACGCCACCGAUAACGUCACGAACGCCACCGACAAUGCCACGAGCAGCGACGCCAGCUCCCUGCGCCCUGCGUACGAUGCAUGGUACAGGAGUGGCUGGAUGACGACGUCUCCCGAAGUGAUGGUGAAGCUCGUCAUGCGUCCCCUGAAGCUUCCCGACGAGCCAGACCCCUCUCCCGUGGACGUGAUGCGCAUAGGCGUCUUCAGCAGGCUUCUGCUCGAGGACCUGGCUCCCAAGCUCUUCGAUCUCACGAUGACCGGGGUGUCCUACGACGUUGACGUCUGGACAGGGGGUGCGACGAUCGUUCUGAGCGGCUUCGGGGCGAUGCUUCCUGGCCUCGGAGAGAAGAUCAUUUCCGCUCUCGACGCCUUCGGCAAGAAUUCCGGCACAGUGACCACGCUUGAGCAGAAGCGGUUCACGCGCAUCACGCAGAAGUUGACGGACGAUUUGCAGACGUUCUCCAACAUGCCUGUGUCUCAUGCUUUGCAGGACCUCCAGCUCUUGCUGACGAAGGGCCCGCACGCGGCGCACGAGAAGCUGUUGGCCCUCGAGGAAGUCACUGUGGAAAAUGCGAAGAAGUCAGUCAACGAGCUGCUGUGCUCUCGGCCCAUGGUCCUCACCGCAUCGGUGAUCGGCAACAUUGGCGAGGCCGAGGCGCAGUCCAUGACAUCGGCCUUCACGAAGCAGCUCAAGGAGGCGUGCAUGGACUCGGCGGCUGAGAACAGCACCUACUCCGUGGGCGAGGUGGAACACAUCACACCCGUCGUGCAAGUAGCCCAGCCGGUCGAAGUGCGCGCUCCCAAUCCUCGCAAAGGCGAUCCCAACGACGCCAUUGUGUUCAGCCUGAUCUCCAACGUGAGCACCGUGGAGCGGCGCGUGAAGCUGGCGCUCCUGGGGCAGAUUCUGGACCCGCUGGCCUUCAACGAGCUCCGCUCCCAGCGGCAGCUCGGUUAUGUGGUUCAGGCGGGCAUGUCGCAAUUCUCCAACGUGCUCGCGAUCAAUUGCCUCGUGCAGAGCACCUCCCUGGGGGCCGACCAGCUGGAGGCUGCCAUCGAGUAUGUGCUCACGAAGUUGAUGAUCGAGCGUCUGCACACGCUGACCGCAAAAGAUUUCCUAGGCUACAAGGACUCCCUCCGGCAGAUGCUUGUCCAGCCGCCAGCCUCCAUUGGCGAGGAGAUGGAGUUCUUCUGGGCAUCGAUCGUGAAGGGAGGUCUUUGCUUCGACCUCCGGGAUCAGAUGCUCCGGUACCUCGACGGGCCAGACGUGACGAUAGAGGCGCUGCUGGACGAGUGGACCGAGCUCGCGACCCCGAAGAAGGGCCUGCGGCGCAAGGUGGUGGUCAAGUAUUUCGCAGCUGGUGUGCCAGAUGUACCAAGCCAG